AUGGUCGACGGAUCUGUCAAUUCAUCUGAACGAACCGUUUCUGAUGCCCCUCUCUCAUCGAUUACUUCAACCGUAACCACCUUCUCCACGGCUCAUCACUUCAUCAUCGUCAAAUUGACUCAUCGGAACUUCUUAUUUUGGAGGGCUCAAGUUGUUCUUUUUCUCAACAGACAUGAUCUAAUGGGUUUCAUCGACGGAACCAAUCCUUGCCCGCCGGUCACGAUCUCGUCCGUCGAAGAGGGAGUGCUUCCUCUGCCGAAUCCUGCUUAUCAUCCAUGGGUUCGUCAGGAUCACACACUUUUCUCUAUGCUCAUGUCAUCGAUGUCUGAUGAAGUUAUGUCCUUGGCUAUCGGACAUCACACUAGCCGUGCACUGUGGACUGCCUUUACCUCUGCACUUGCCUCUACGUUUCGGUCUCGCUCGUCGAACCUUUUCGGGCAACUUCAGACGUUGAAACAAGGUGCUGCUUCCGUCACUGAUUAUAUCGGCCGGGCACAGGUUCUCAUAGAGGAUCUAACUCUCGCCGGUCGGCACCUUUCGCCUGAAGAUCAAAACCUUUACGUAUUUCGAGGUUUGCGGCCUGAAUUUUGGGUUCUUGUAUCUUCUCUCAAUGUCCGAGGAACACUGGUGACCCUUCAUGAACUCUCGGACCUCCUCAGUACCGAGGAGUUCAUUGUCGGCAGUGGAGGACCGUCGCCGGCAGCUUUAUCCGUCCAGACAACCGGGCAGUAG
Molecule: messenger RNA, 732 nt
Organism: Ipomoea nil (Japanese morning glory)
Lineage: Eukaryota; Viridiplantae; Streptophyta; Magnoliopsida; Solanales; Convolvulaceae
Exons: 1
Coding region: 1-732 (243 amino acids)
Source: RefSeq, a predicted model, not a curated record